AUGUCAAGGCUGACCGACUCCAAAGCAAUGACUUCUCGCCAAUUUGUUCACCUUCCUACAGAGGUGUUAAUACUCAUCGCCAAAUUCAUUUUUGAUGAUUGGUGUACUGAUGGUACUCUGUUGGCAUUGAAUUUCUCUACUACCGACCUCAGCUUGGCGAAAGGGAAUAGCUUCUCGCUUUUCACGAACACCGUGUGCCCACCAAUACGCUCCCGAAAACGAAACGUGGACCUGGGCUCGCUUGUUCAUGACUUGAACCUCUCAGUAUUGGUACAUCACAGCUCCAAUAGCCUAACGGCACGGCUUCUAGGUCGAGUGAAGAAGAACCUGAAGAGUUUUGCUGCUCCGAGGAUAUCUUUUUCGAUCAACAGCCUUGCCCCCUUAGCAAAAUGCAAGGAGCUUUCCUAUCUUUACCUUGGCUUGGUAGCUGAGCCAAUUCCGUUUUACGCCCUGAAGAAAGCAAUCAACAGCCUCGACAAACUGGAAAUUCUCGAGCUUUCGCCUUCAAUGUUUAUUACAGACGACGGUUCCAGUGAAGACUGGCCAUCCAAUCUGAAAUAUCUCCGGGUUGGCGGGCGAUUUGAUGUCGAGAAAAUGUCUUCCUUCAAGUGGCCCCCCAACUUGGUAGGGUUGACACUUCGAGGCUGCGAGGAUCUUAACACGUCCGUUGUGGAAGAGAUCCUUAUGAAUGAGCAGCUCCGCACCACCCUUACCGGAUUGACCUUCCACCGUUUGAACCGCAAGAUGUUUGAGGAGGGGCCAUCUGAGAUCGUAUCCGCUCUCAUUGCUUUGAAGUAUCUACGGAUACCCGUUGAUCUGCUUGACGAUUUAUGCAUUCUUCCUUCGUUUCAUCAAGCUCCUCCAAUGUCGAUUCGUGAGCUAGAACUCACGGCACCAUAUGACGAGGAUUUUUCCACGAAGAUUGAUACCGAUGGUCUUUGCGAGGUUUUGAAAACGAAUCUUUCUCGCGUGUGCUAUCUUGGUAUCAGUCCCGCAUGUCUUGAGAUAAUACCUAAAACAUCACACGCCAAAAUUGACAAUUGGGUAUGGAAGAACAUUGACAAGUGUCCGGAAGAGGAACUCGAUUCUCUUUUUGACAUGGGUCUCAAUGUCAUGGAUCGGGAGCCACUUUGA
This is a messenger RNA of Penicillium mononematosum, 1134 nucleotides long. RefSeq names its product F-box domain protein. The record is from RefSeq and is a predicted model, not a curated record. The coding region runs from base 1 to 1134 and encodes 377 amino acids. Lineage: Eukaryota; Fungi; Ascomycota; Eurotiomycetes; Eurotiales; Aspergillaceae. The transcript has 3 exons.